Molecule: messenger RNA, 6389 nt
Organism: Schistosoma margrebowiei
Lineage: Eukaryota; Metazoa; Platyhelminthes; Trematoda; Strigeidida; Schistosomatidae
Source: the annotation of a GenBank genome assembly
GCGUAUACGAGUCUGUGACAAAGAUAUCAAAGAUAUAUUGUGGAUACUUGUUAAUAGUGUUUGGCACGUGUUCAAGAGUUGAUGGGAUGUUCGACAGGAUAAUUCUUAAAUGAAUUUUUUAUCACCGACUUUGGUUUUUAUUUUCGCUCUUAAUUGCUGGUCCUUAAAAUUUUCCAUUUCUGAGUACCCAUGGAUUAAAGCCUGUCGUGUUUGGGAGAGAGACUGCGGAAAGCCUAACCCGAAACAUAUACAGCUAACUUACAUCAGGUUUCUGUACGGGGGUUGCACCCACAUAAUCGGGAAUUUGGUUAUAUGUGGUCUGGAGAAACUUGAAAAUGGAUCCGAUCCUGAUCUCUCUUUCCUUGAAAAGAUUGAAGAUGUGUCUGGUUAUGUAUACAUUGGUCAAAAUAGCGUUAAAACGAUAUCAUUACCUUCUUUGAAAGUUAUUCGUGGUGAACCAGGAUAUCGUAUCAUGAAUACUAGUGCUGCACUUGUUAUUAAUCGAAACAGUCUUGAAAUCCUAGAUUUGCGAAGUUUGACAGCUAUUCAACGCAACGAUAUUGUGGCGCUAAAUAAUCAGUUUUUGUGCAACUUUGGUUUCACGGUUGAUUGGGAACAGAUUUUUGAAGACAACAGUAAGCAGAUGUUUAUACCUGAUAGAAAAGAAAAGACAGUUUCUCACGCCGGAUGUGAUAUUGCUAUACGAAAAUACACUGACGAUCGCACCAAACAUUCCUGUCAUGGUUCCUGUCCUGUGGUAAAUGGACGAGGCUAUUGCUGGGGUCCAAAGCCUGAGAUGUGUCAAAAAAUGCUGAAAUGCGCUAACAAUAUUGAUAACUAUUGUCUUGGCGGUAGAGCGACUACACAACCGUGUCUGGAAGAAUGCUUGGGUGGAUGCGAAACUCGUCCUGGCAAUUGUAGAGCAUGCAAACAUGCGAUGAAUGAUGGCAAAUGUGUAUCACAAUGUCCUCCACCAUUGAUAGUUAGUCGAGAAGAGAGUAGAACUAUUGCGAAUCCAGAAUUCAAAUAUAACUUUCAUGACAUUUGUGUUAAAAAAUGUCCAGCACCAUUUCUGAAAUCAGACAGUUACUGCGUCAUUGAAUGUGACUUGAAUACCCAAAUUCCUGUUAAUGGAACGUGCAAGGACUGUCCAAAAUCUGGAUGUCCUGAACAUUGUAAAGAAGAAACAAUCUUUCUAAAUGGGAGUUUGAAUAUCUUACAAUCAAGUUCACUACGGAAAUUUAAAUCUUGUGUUUAUUAUACUGGUGGUUUGUAUAUAAGUAAAGAAUCUUUUCAAAAAAGUUCAUUGUUUCCAGAUCCAAUAGAAAACGUCAAUGAACUCUACAAUUUGUUGAACCUGAAAUCAAUUGUUGGGUACAUCUAUUUUGAUUUACGUGGAGCUCCAGAAGAAUUGAAAAAUUUAACAUUUCUGGAAAAUCUAGAAUCAGUUGUUUUGGAAGUGAAAAGUCAAUCACCAGGAGCAGUGAUUACAAUUAUGAACGGAGAAUAUAUCGAGUCAUUUGGUUUCAAAUCACUUACUAAUAUUGGAGGUUUUGUAUAUUUGAAGAAUAUGCCAAAAUUAUGUUAUAUUAGUGCGUUAACAAAAAUGUUACCUGUACGUAUGAUAGAUGUACAAGAUGAAGAACUUUGUGCUAAACGUGGUCACGUUUGCCACAGUGAAUGUUUACCAGAACUUGGUUGUUGGGGUGCUGAGGCUAAUAUGUGUGCUCAUUGUUGUGGUUUAAAAGCUGGUGAGUAUUGCGUGUCUCGAUGCACAGAUCAUCCUGGCUUUUAUGAACUUCCAACAUCUUUCAAUCAUUCAAUUCUAGGAAAGACCAAUAAUAAUCCUGUUUGUCGAACUUUACCUUUAACUAAAAGUGACAUGGCAAAAAUGGAUGAACAAGCAAUCAUUGCAUCCGUAGUCCCUUCAGAAACAUGUGCCAUCUGUCAUCCAGAAUGUGCUCAGACAUGUUAUGGUCCUAAUGCAAAUCAAUGUGUUGGAGAAUGUAAGCACUACCAGCAUGGUGAUACCUGCUUACCUGAAUGUCCACAAAAUACAUAUGUAGAUCCACAAACCCAUUAUUGUUUACCUUGUAAUGAGUCGUGCAGUCACAUAUUGAGCACUGGGAAAAAUCACUUAUGUAGUGGCCCAGGGAACUUUCUUGGCUUGGGUGGUUGUGAAACAUGUUGGACAGUUAUACAAGAUAAGAUAACAAACAAAUACCAAUGUCUACCCGAUGAUUGUCCUCCUAAACACUACACAGAAUCUUAUCAAACACAAGAUUUUAUAAACAAAGAAAAGAUCAUUGUAUCUUCUCAUAAUCAAAUAAAAAAAGGUGAACUUGGCGGUAUGAUCCGUGUGUGUAAACCGUGUCAUCCAUUUUGUGAUUUGUGUACAGCAAACGGAACACAUGCAUCUAUAUGUCAUAGUUGUACUCAUUGGUGGUUUAAAUCAGAAUGUGUAGAGGUUUGUCCACCCGCGGAAACAUAUUCACUAGCGGGAUCUGAUAAAGAGUCGGACAAUGAAGAAAAUGAUUUAAUUACUCUUAGUAACAAUACCCAGUUCUCAUCAAAUCAAUUAAAAGAAUUCACUUUUCUAUCUAACGUUUCUGCCACCACUAAUGCUAGCAUUGAUGCCAAUCAACAAGAAUACAAAACGUCCUCACUAGCAGCUCCAGUAUUUCUAAUUAAACUGAAACGUUCACAGCGUCGAUGUUUGCUCUGUCAUGAACAGUGUAUUCAAGGUUGUUCUGGACCUGGUCCAGAAGAUUGUGUUAAAUGUAGAAAUUAUCAAAUUAUCUUGGAUGAAGAAACGAAUAAAUUCGUUUGUAAUUCUUCCUGUCCAGAGGAUCGCAAUCAUAUUUUUCAUGGCAUGUGUUUAACAGCUGAACAAAAUGCACGUUUAUCUGGUCAAACAGCUCGAGAAUUGCGUAAUAGAAUUCUUAUUGCUGUUUCUGUUUCCAUAUUUAUCAUUAUUGCACUCGUUACAAUAAUACUGGUGGUGUGUUUGAGACGGAAAGCUGAAGCAGAAAAAAUACGUGAACAACUACGCUCAGCAUAUACUAACUUGUUAGAACCUGAUAUGAAAACCCAAUCCGUAAGUCGUGAACCAAACAUGGGGCGGCUGGAAAUGAUCAAUCAGGAUGACUUGUCUUGUGAUUUCAACUCAGCUCCUCUAGGAACAGGAUCAUUCGGAGCUGUAUACAAAGGUGUAUGGAAAGUACCUAAACAUGCUCUACUUCGAUAUAAUUGGCAUAGAGGUGCUCAACUAGAUGUUGCAAUUAAAGUUAUCUUAAAUGAUUCACCUGAAUGUUCAGUAACCACAAACCCAUCGUCCCCAUUCGAAGCUGGUAAUUCGUCUUAUUCAGAAGAAGAAGCGAAGCGGGCGUCCGUACGUGCUAAUAUUGAGGAACUUCUUCAGGAAGCUAAGGUUAUGGCAUCUGUUAUGCAUCGUCAUUGUCUUCCAUUAAUUGGAAUAUGUCUAUCUAGUGAACGUCAUUGUCUAGUUUCAAUAUUCGUCGAAUUAGGGGCUUUGGAUCGCUAUGUGAAACAACAUGCAGAUGAGUUGAAUAGUCUUACACUUUUAUCUUGGGCUGAGCAAAUUGCUGAUGGAAUGAGCUACCUGGAAAUGCGUGGAAUUAUCCAUCGAGAUUUGGCUGCCCGCAACGUUCUCGUUCAGACACGUGAACAUGUACAGAUUACUGAUUUUGGUUUAGCUAAAAUGUUAGAACGCCGUGAUGAAGACAGUGUCAUCGUAAAAGCUGGUCGUGUGCCAAUACGUUGGUUAGCUAUAGAAACACUACAAUAUGGGAUUUAUUCUCACAAAACAGAUGUUUGGAGUUACGGUGUGACGUUAUGGGAAAUAUUUACCUUUGGCAAACGACCAUAUGAAGAUGUUGAUACUGUAGAUAUUAAGGAUCAUGUAAUCAAAGGUGGACGUUUGACUCAACCUGACAUAUGCACUUUGGACGUUUAUAUGGUAUUGGUGAAAUGUUGGAUGGAAGAUUACGAGUCUCGUCCUACAUUUAUUGAACUUAUGCGUACAUUUAAUACUUUUUGCAAAACUCCUGGCCGUUAUCUAUACAUUGAAGGUGAUCAAUAUGCAAUCAAUUACUUUCAUAACACAAAUUCAGGUUCUGGGAACUUUUCUUCUGAGUCUCAUGAACUUCAACCAAUGUUGUCCGUACGCGGGGUCCCUGAUGGAGGUACAACGCCACAUAGGAAUAAUAGUUUACAUCGUCAUCAUACUAUGUUAACAGAACCAAGUAUGACUAGACCUUAUUCUUCAGGAAAGCUACUUCGAGCCUUAUCUGACCAGCCCAGUGAAAGAUCUGAUCCAUUUUCCGUUGGUCAAACUGAUGAACAUACAGAAACACAACUUUUGCUACCCAUUCGAUCAAAUAAUGGUAACGCUGGAAACCAUUCUACCUGGCAAUCACGGCAGCAUGGAGUUGGGACUGGAGGUUUGUCAAAUACCUCUGAUACAAAUUUUUCAGGGCUAGGUAGAAUAUGGAAGAGAUCAAAUUUUCAUGACAAAGUCAACUCAGAUGAUAUAAGUUUGGUAAAACAACACAAGGCUCCUUUGGCUUCUCGAGAGGAUUCUUGGUUAAACGAUAUUCCUAGGCAGUCAGAUCAUCCUGAAUCAAUAAGUUCUGUUGCUUUAUCUGACCCAGCUACUGCUUCUACCACUACUAAAACUUCCGAAUGGUCGGGAAUAUCACCUUCUUAUAAUAAAUCACGCAAUCAUUCCAAUUUUGGUGGUAAAAAUUUAGAAGAAAUGAGCACUAAAUUCAGUCCACGCACACAUGACAAUUCAUCAAACAGUUUUAGAAAAAACACUGUUUCAGACUAUCUGCUUGAGCCACCACCGCCACCGCCUGUAUCACGUGGCUUACCAGAUGACUAUUUACAACCGAAGACUAAAAAUCCUUCAAAUAUAUCAAACGCAUACAGUAGUGCGCUGUCAAAAUCAAUGAAUUAUACCGAAUUGGGCCCACCGAUGGUUACCAAUGUUUCUACUACUAGAGAUGAAUACUUAAGUCCGAAUAUGCAGCCACCAGAAGAGUACUUAUCUCCAAUAUCCAGUGGAUUUAGCGUAACCAAUCCAGAGUAUUUAAUGGAAACAUACGGUCACCCACAUCAAUACCCAGAGCCAAAUACAUUAAAACAAAGCACAAAUCCUGCUAGCGAUUCGAAUCCCCCACCGAAAUUGCAGGAUAAAACAAACCAAAAGUAAACUCUAUCCUGCUGCUUGUUUUUAUCGUAUCUGUUGUUACUGUGGUUUUUAGAAGCAGUUACUUUUUGCCUAAUUAAAUACAUUUUAAAAACAAAUUCUGCUAAUAAUAUCAAAUUUACUGUUAACACCUCUAUUUGUCAACUUUCGUUUUUAUUUACGUUUUACCGCCCGUUUUGUUUAUAUAUGAAAUUUCCUUGGUUUCUUUUACAUAUUAGUGAGUCAUCCUCGCUGGAAUUAUAGAUACAAUUGUUCUGCUUUUUCCCCACCAGAAUAGUGGAAAACAACAGACUAUUCAUUUUAAAAUGAUAUAGCAGUGACACUGAAUGUCUCUUACUUCCUUCUAUUUUCAUUUUAUUAUUUGUCAUACCUAUAAAAACCAAAUAAAGAAUGAUCAAUGUGUAAACACUCCGGAAGUCAAUGCACAAACAUGUUCACUAUGGAAUUUGUAUGGUUCAUUCGUCGUGAUGAUAGGUAUUGACAUUUUUUCAACGAUUAAAGAUAAAGUCAAGGAUGAAUGAAGAACAAUAAUACUGUAAGAAAAAGAGGUGCAUCUCAAUAUUCACGUCCCCUCCUUCUCCUUCCGUAUUUUUAAUUUCAGUUUAUUGAUUAUAUACAAACAGAUACAUACUGCUUCUUACUAGCAUUUAUAUCAAAGUAUUACUUCAUACCAUUGCUUCCUGUGUAUUUCGGGUAAUUCUCUUCUCAAAAAAGCAUUCAAUUUAUCCUGAAUUAUAAUUGCUUGCUUAUCUAUGGACUCACUAAAAUUGUUUGUUGGAUUGUCUUUUAUGCAUAAUUCGUUGUUCCCAAGAUAGGCAGAAACCAGGACAAUGAGGAUAUAUAUCGAUAUACCGCUUGUUCGUAAUAAGCACUGUUUGCAAACACUGCCUUAUAAACCAAACAUGUUUUAGAUGCAUUUAUUGUCAGAUUCGACGACCUUUUAAUGUAAAUAGACAUCAUUCUUUUCGUUGUCAUUUGCAUGCUGGUUCUUUUUUGAACAAAUAAUAUGAAUACUCUAUCUAUUUUACAUUCAAUCCGCUAUUAAAACAAAUACUGAGGCGAUUAUGUUUUUGAAAACUACUACCUACUAAAAUAAUCCCAAGUAGCAAAAUGAGGUUUGUUAAAAUAUUAUACCCCAGGUAGGAAUUUUCAGUCA